Messenger RNA from Plasmodium malariae, 933 nucleotides. RefSeq names its product tryptophan-rich antigen. NCBI's taxonomy places the organism in Eukaryota, Apicomplexa, Aconoidasida, Haemosporida, Plasmodiidae. The transcript is spliced from 3 exons. Bases 1 to 933 code for a protein of 310 amino acids. The record is from RefSeq and is a predicted model, not a curated record.
AUGUAUACAAAUGCGAAUACCAAUACGAAUACAAGGGCAUUAAUUAAUAAUACCAUGAAUUUAUCUGUUAUUCUGUAUAUUAUAUUCUUAUCUAUCAUUUUAAGUGCUGCUCCUACUUUUUAUGUAAAUACGAGUAACACUACAAAUGAACUAAAAAGUUCUUUAAUUUUUAAGAAAAAUAAUGGACAAUUAACAGAAACAUGGAAAACAAGAGAGUGGAAUAAAUGGAUGAAAAACAUGGAUGUCUUUUAUGAACUUUUCUCAAUGAAUGUAGAAGAAAAAAUAAGUUAUUGGGAAUGGAUGAAACAACGUUCAUGGAAUGAAUGGUUAAAAUUUAUGAAUAAUAAAUGGUCGCAUUAUAACGAAAACAUUUAUGUAGAAUAUAGAUCAGAAGUAUUCUGGAUAUGUAAAAGUUGGGUUGAUACUAAUUGGACAGAAUGGAUCGAAAAAAAUGGGAAAAGUUAUAUGACAAUAGAUUGGGAAAAAUGGAUUCAAGAAGUUCAUUCUUCUUUUUGUAAACUAGUUAUUAAUGAGUGGGAUCAAUGGACAAAGGAGAAAAUAAAUGAAUGGAAUACAAGUAAGUGGAAACUUGAGGAAGAUGAAUAUUGGGAUAUCAAUGGAAAUAAUAACGACAGGAAGAAGAAAAUUAUAAAAGAUUGGUUAAAUUAUUACAGGUGGAGAAAAAGAAUAAAUAGGGAAUCGGAUGAAUGGGUUACAUGGAUUAAGGAACGGGAAGAAAGAUAUAAAAACCAUUGCAACAAUAUAUGGUUAGAAUGGGAAAAAAGUAAAAUUAUUCUUUUUGGUGAUUGGAUGAAUUCUUUUAUUAAACGAUGGAUAAUAAAGAAGCAGUGGAAUGUAUGGCUUAAUGAGAAGCAUAAUUACGUACAAGAACGAAUAAAAAGAUACAAUAAAAAAAAAAAAAGAAAAUAUUAA